ACGGUGUGUUUUGUUGUUCAGGUUCAGUUAGGGAGUGUGUGCGGUGGCAGCUGCUGAUCUUCACCAAGUACAAACCAAAAACUGUGAUACUGGGUUUUUGGCUUGAGUCAUAACCAUGUCUAGGGGAUCCAUAGAAAUCCCUCUUCGGGACACAGACGAGGUCAUUGAGCUUGACUUCGACCAGCUUCCAGAAGGAGAUGAAGUCAUCAGCAUCCUCAAACAGGAGCACACACAGCUGCACAUAUGGAUCGCACUCGCCCUGGAGUAUUACAAGCAAGGCAAGACGGAGGAUUUCGUCAAGUUGCUGGAGGCGGCGCGCAUCGAUGGAAACCUGGAUUACAGAGACCACGAGAAGGACCAGAUGACGUGUCUGGACACAUUGGCGGCUUAUUAUGUCCAGCAGGCUCGGAAAGAGAAGAACAAGGAUGCAAAGAAGGACCUCAUCAACCAGUCCACUCUCCUGUACACAAUGGCAGACAAGAUCAUCAUGUACGAUCAGAGCCAUCUGCUGGGAAGAGCUUGCUUUUGUCUCCUGGAAGGAGAUAAGAUGGAUCAGGCAGACGCUCAGUUUCAGUUUGUGCUCAACCAGUCGACAAACAACAUCCCUGCACUCCUGGGAAAGGCGUGUAUCUCCUUCAACAAAAAGGAUUACAGAGGAGCUCUAGCUUACUACAAAAAAGCACUUCGCACUAACCCUGGCUGUCCGGCCGAGGUAAGACUAGGCAUGGGCCAUUGCUUUGUCAAGCUCAACAAACUAGAUAAAGCUCGACUGGCGUUUGGCAGAGCCCUGGAGCUCAACUCCAAAUGUGUGGGAGCUUUGGUGGGGUUGGCUGUGCUGGAGCUCAACAACAAAGAGGCCGACUCCAUCAAGAACGGGGUGCAGCUGCUUUCCAGAGCCUACACCAUUGACCCCAGUAACCCCAUGGUGCUCAAUCAUCUCGCCAAUCAUUUCUUCUUCAAGAAGGACUACAGCAAAGUGCAGCAUCUGGCUCUUCAUGCUUUUCACAACACAGAGGUGGAGGCUAUGCAAGCGGAGAGCUGCUAUCAGUUAGCUCGAUCCUUCCACGUCCAGGAGGACUACGACCAGGCCUUCCAGUACUACUAUCAGGCCACUCAGUUUGCGUCGUCUACUUUCGUGCUACCCUUCUUCGGCCUGGGCCAGAUGUAUGUGUAUCGUAGAGACAAGGAGAAUGCUGCACAGUGCUUUGAAAAGGUCCUGAAGGCUUAUCCCAACAAUUACGAAACCAUGAAAAUCCUUGGGUCUCUUUACGCCACCUCAGAUGACCAGGAGAAGAGAGACAUUGCUAAGGAACAUCUGAAAAAAAUCACAGUGCAGCAUUCGGAUGAUGUGGAAGCCUGGAUUGAGCUCGCCCAGAUUUUGGAACAAACAGAUAUUCAGGGUGCUCUUUCUGCAUAUGGCACGGCCACUCGUAUCCUCCAGGAGAAGGUCCAAGCUGAUGUUCCUCCUGAGAUCCUCAAUAAUUUGGGGGCUUUGCACUUCAGAUUGGGAAACCUUGGUGAGGCAAAGAAAUACUUCCUGGCUUCUUUGGAGAGGGCAAAAGCUGAGGGCGAGCAUGAUGAGCACUACUACAACGCCAUCUCCGUCACAACCUCCUAUAACCUGGCCAGACUCUACGAAGCCAUGUGCGAGUUCCACGAGGCUGAGAAGCUCUACAAGAACAUCUUGAGAGAGCAUCCCAACUAUGUGGACUGUUACUUGCGACUUGGAGCGAUGGCACGUGACAAGGGAAAUUUCUAUGAAGCUUCCGACUGGUUUAAAGAAGCCCUUCAGAUCAAUCAGGACCACCCCGAUGCCUGGUCUCUGAUUGGUAACCUUCACUUGGCGAAGCAAGAGUGGGGUCCUGGGCAGAAGAAGUUUGAACGCAUCCUUAAGCAGCCCUCCACUCAGAACGACACUUACUCGAUGCUGGCGCUGGGAAACGUGUGGCUCCAGACGCUGCAUCAGCCCUCUAGAGACCGAGAAAAGGAAAAGCGGCACCAGGAUCGAGCUUUGGCGAUCUACAAACAAGUUCUGAGGAAUGAUGCCAAAAAUCUGUAUGCUGCCAACGGCAUAGGUGCUGUGUUGGCACACAAGGGUUAUUUCCGAGAGGCACGGGAUGUUUUUGCCCAGGUCCGGGAGGCCACGGCAGAGAUCAGUGAUGUCUGGUUGAACCUCGCACACAUCUAUGUGGAGCAGAAGCAGUACAUCAGUGCAGUGCAGAUGUAUGAAAACUGUUUGAAGAAAUUCUACAAGCAUCAGAACACCGAGGUGCUGCUGUAUCUGGCCCGAGCGCUCUUCAAGUGUGGCAAGCUGCAGGAGUGCAAACAGACUCUUCUGAGGGCCCGGCACGUGGCUCCCAGUGACACGGUGCUGAUGUUUAAUGUGGCGCUGGUGCUGCAGCGGUUGGCCACGCUGGUGCUGAAGGACGAGAAAAGUAAUCUGAAAGCUGUGUUGAGUGCGGUGAAAGAGCUGGAGUUAGCUCACAGGUACUUCAGCUACCUCAGUAAGGCUGGAGACAAAAUGAGAUUCGACCUAGCGCUGGCCGCAAGCGAAGCAAGGCAGUGCUCUGAUUUGCUAAGCCAGGCUCAAUACCACGUGGCCCGAGCUCGGAAACAAGAUGAGGAGGAGAAGGAGCACCGCGCCAAACAGGAGCAGGAGAGAGACCUGCUGCGGCAGCAGAUGCUGAAGGAACAGCAGGAGAGGAAGAGCAAAGAGGCCGAGGAGCAGAAGAAGCUGCUGGAGCAGAGAGCCCAGUAUGUGGAGAAGACCAAGGGCCUGCUCAACUUCUCCGAGUCCAUGAAAGCAGCAGCAAAGGAGAAGAAGAAAGGAGGCAGUGGACGGCGCAAGAAAGGAGGCGACUUUGAUGACUUUGUCAACGAUGACUCUGAUGAGGAUCUGCCGAUCAAGAAAAAGAAGAAGAGGAAAACUGAGAGUGGCAGUGAAGUGGAGGACGCCGGGGAGGAUGGAGAGAAGAAACCCCGUAAAAAGAGGAGGAGACCAGCUAGAAGAGAAGAUGAAGGCUCAGAUGAUGAGGAAGGAGGCUCAAGGCCUAAAAAGCAGCGCAAGCCGAGAGAGCGCAAGAAGAUCGAGAAGCCGGAGCGCAUGCCGCCGUCUCUUAAAGGGAAGAUCAAGUCCAAGGCAAUCAUUUCAUCCUCUGAUUCCUCCUCCGAUGAGGAUGGCCUGAAAAUAGCAGAAGACAGAAACCAAAGGGACAGCGGCUCUGGUUCAGAUGACGACGUAGGCCACAGGAAACGCAUCGCUUCUGACAGCGAUUCCAACGAGGAGCGUAACCGGUCGGGCAGUGAGGCGGGCAGCCCCCAGCGCUCUGGACGCUCAGACGAGGACGAGUCUGGCAGCGAUCGCCCGGUGAAGAGGAGGAGACCACAGCAGCAGUCCGACUCGGAGCAGUCAGACAAUGAGAGCAAGAAGAGCCGCUCUGACGACGAGUCUCAGGCCGGAUCUCCAGCCGCCGCUUCAGAUCGAGGCUCUGAGAACGAAGGCUCUCCGCAGAGGUCCGAUAACGACUCGGAGCCGGAGGGGUCCAACAACGAAGCCUCCAACAGAGGAUCUGAUGAUGACAGUGACUGAGUUUGACCAGGAAAAAGAAAAGCCUUUGUUCUUGUAAUGUUCAAAUCAUAGUACCUAGUUAUGUGUCUUCCUGGAUAAUGUUUCUCUUAUUUUACACAACUUUUUAUUUUCAGUUCAGUCUUCAGGAAGAAAUGCUUUUUGUUGAGCGUUACAGCAUAUACUCUGCUCUGUAGUCUAAAGGGACAAUCACAAGCUGUGAUUCGGAGUUGAUGUACAAUAUGAAAUACCUUGGAAUAAAAAGUAUUUUGAAAAUGUUUCUAGUUUGUACUGAAUCCUGGUUAAUGAGGUUUCAUUUUGGUGAGCUGUGAGAGUUGUAGCCUCGGUUUUCUGUUCUUGGCCAUGCAUUUCUCCUUAAUAGGUGAAGACCCCGUUAAACACACACUGCUCAAAAAGUUAAGGAUCUAUGAUGAAAGUUCAAAAUAUGUUGUGAUUUAAAAUAUUAAUAAUCCGCAGCCAAAAGUCUUUAAUGUCGCUUGCUGAAUAAAGAAACAAUGUCUGAAAUAUUUUUAAACUGUACUGUAGAUGCAACUUCAUCUGCAAAUUUGACACCUUUAUUUUUUUCAUUCUUUAUUAGAAAAUGUUUCCAACAUGGCAUCAGUAAUACAAUAACAGCCUACCUAUGGAAAGCAUUUCACAAUAUGAAUGAGAUACAGAAGAACUGCAGAAAAACAAGAUCGGUGUGAACCACUUAAAAAAUUCAAUUACAAAGCAUCAUUUAUGGGGCAUCUCAUAUACCAUUACAGUAUAUCCUCUUAGAAUUCAUUUCUGAUUAAGGGUUUUAAGCAUCGUUUUCUUCAUUCCUGAAUAGUAAGACAUUUCCAAUAAAAAAAAGACAAUGAUUCAACCAAUUCAACUAAAAAAGAAGAGCUCAGGCCCUGAGCAAAAGAAAAAAGAAACUGAACACUGAAGUGUAGCCGUUAGUGUUAUCAGCUAGAAUUGAAAAACCUCUCCAUAAACUCCCAAUCCAGACAAAAAAAAAAACAAAAACAAAUCCAGCAUUGUUUAUUUGUGCAUCAUGGUUUCAUUUUGAACUGGAGGAGGGCCUUCAGUAAACAAGUCUGAUGACAAAUGUUCUUUGUUCCACAGACACAUGCCCAAUCACACAUGAAAUAAGGCCAAAUAAAUGCUGGUGUGUAACUUUAUUGAAAGCAACAGUGGUACACCGAACAUUCAGAGCUCUUACACCAUACAGUAACACUUAUUUGUUGUCCUACCUAAUGAUAAAGCUUUGAUUUCCCCCUCAUGAUUAAAUAAAUACAUAUAAUACCCAUCAUGGGACAACACUGUAAGGUUGUAAAACAGUGAUUUGUAUAUUGAACAUCCAUACCAAAUUUCUCAUCUGGUUUCAUCUUUAUUUGACCAAUUAAAAUGCAUUAAAAAAGUAGACACUUCUGUUUGGAUCAGAUUGAUGCAUCUAAACAGACUGUGUUUGGUAAUCCCUGAACAUGCCGUAAAGAAAAAAACGAUUCAAGUAUCAGCUUGACAAGUAGAGGAGGGGCUGGGAAAAGAACAAGAAAACAAAA
Molecule: messenger RNA, 5112 nt
Organism: Carassius gibelio (silver crucian carp)
Lineage: Eukaryota; Metazoa; Chordata; Actinopteri; Cypriniformes; Cyprinidae
Product: RNA polymerase-associated protein CTR9 homolog
Exons: 23
Coding region: 116-3589 (1157 amino acids)
Biological process (GO): regulation of DNA-templated transcription
Cellular component (GO): Cdc73/Paf1 complex
Molecular function (GO): RNA polymerase II complex binding
Source: RefSeq, a predicted model, not a curated record